Messenger RNA from Trichophyton rubrum CBS 118892, 741 nucleotides. RefSeq names its product signal peptidase complex subunit SPC3. The transcript is spliced from 3 exons. NCBI's taxonomy places the organism in Eukaryota, Fungi, Ascomycota, Eurotiomycetes, Onygenales, Arthrodermataceae. Gene Ontology annotation, biological process: protein targeting to ER. Gene Ontology annotation, cellular component: membrane; signal peptidase complex. The record is from RefSeq and is a predicted model, not a curated record. Bases 1 to 741 code for a protein of 246 amino acids.
AUGCAUUCAGUUUCCACCCGCUUUCAGAGCGUGUUUGGAUUUCUGACAACGGUUGCUCUUGUGUUGGGCGCAAUUAUUGCCGCUUCGGAUUUCCUCCACCCAGCUGAGCCUACCACCAGCAUAAAGGUGUCGAACGUACAAGUGGUCAAGGGAAGGCCGCACUACUAUGCCUCGAGACGAGAAGAAUAUGCGCAAGUCAAGUUUGAUUUAGACGCUGACUUGACCUCUCUCUUCCACUUCAACACAAAGCAAGUUUUCGUCUACGUUCUAGCUUCAUACCCUUCUGCCUCAAACCAGUCGCAAACGACCGAAGCAGUAAUAUGGGAUAAAAUCAUUCCAGCUCCUGUAUCGCCUUACUCGCUCGAAUCCCUGAAGUCCCGAUUUUUCCCAGACGCAAAGGCAUUGAAGUCGAAACGAAAUAUCUCCAAAAGCAAGGCCAAAGCUAACACCCAGGAAAAUGUCGUACCUGGGAAACUAAAGCUCCGAAACCAGAAACCAAAAUAUCAGAUAACUGAUAUCUCGGGAUCAAUAGCGGAGAAGGAAGGGGUGACACUGAUCGUUGGAUGGAAUGUGCAGCCCUGGAUAGGCUCGUUACGGUGGAGCUCGAAUACAAACAUGGAGAAGAAUGUUGGCGGGCUUUUUGGAAAAUUGUUUCUUCAGAACGCUGGCUCUAAGGGAGCACUUAGCGGGAGGAGCAAACCAUUUAAUUUCCCGGCUUUGAAGAAGCCAGCUACUUCUUGA